AUGGAUUUCGCCACAGGGCCUCUGGGCACCCUGCUUUCUAAACUCGGCCAGCUGCUCCAAGAUGAGUACAACCUUCAGAAGGGAGUGAAGAAAGACAUCGAGUUCGUCACGAGAGAGCUGGAGAGUAUGCGUGCCGCCCUCCGCGAUGUCGGAGAGGUGCCACAGGAGCAGCUCAAGGAAGUAGUCAAGAUCUGGGCUCGGGAUGUUAGGGAGCUCUCCUACGACAUGGAGGACAUUGUUGACACGUUCCUUGUGCGUGUCCAGGGCUCUGAGCCUCCCAGCAAAAGGAGUGUCAAAAGGUUCAUCAAGAAGAUGACAAGUAUUGUGAGCAAGGCCAAGACUCGCCAUGAUAUCGGCCAAGAGAUUAAGGACAUCAAGGAGCGUGUCAAGGACGUGGCCGAGCGACGUGACAGGUACAAGGUUGAUGCUAUUACUCCUACCAAAACCUCAGUUGACCCUCGCAUAACAGCUCUGUACACUAAAGCGGCUAGCCUUGAAGAUGGCAUGUCAUCGGCUGAACAAAGGAUAGUCUCUAUCGUUGGCUUUGGAGGACUAGGCAAAACAACGCUUGCCAAAGCAGUACAUGAUAAGAUUAAACCGCAAUUCAAUUGCACUGCUUUUGUAUCGGUGUCACGUGAUCCUGAUAUUAUAAAAAUUUUCAAGGACAUGCUUUAUGAGCUUGAUAAGAAUGAAUACAUGGACAUUCACAAUGCUGCAUUAGGUCAACAGCAUCUUACUGACGUUGUGCAAGAAUUUCUCAAAAAUAAGAGGUACCUCAUUGUUAUUGAUGAUAUAUGGGAUACGAAACCAUGGGAGAUGAUACGGUGUGCUCUACCUGAGAAUGGCCUGAAAAGCGGAGUACUCACAACUACCCGUAUAAUUGAUGUUGCAGAGCAUGUUGGUGGUUGCUAUAGGAUGAAACUUCUUACUCAAGAGAGCUCUAAAAUCUUAUUCUAUGGACGAAUAUUUGACUCUAUAGACAAGUGUCCUCAACAAUUUUCUGAUGUAUCUGACAAAGUUUUGAAGAAAUGUGGAGGUGUUCCAUUAGUUAUUGUUACCAUAUCUAGCUUGCUGGCAAAUAAGUCAAGAAAUAUAAAUGAGUGGUACAAUGUGUGUGAUGCAAUUGGUACCGGAAUAGGAAAGAAUCCCGGUAUGGACGAUAUGAGGAAGAUAUUGCUGCUUAGCUAUUAUGAUCUAACUCCUCAGCUGAAGACAUGCUUAUUGUAUCUAAGUCUAUUUCAAGAAGAUUGUGAGGUUAUAAAAGAUAGGUUGAUUUUGAGGUGGAUAGCUGAAGGAUUUGUCCAACAAGGAGAUGUGAGGCAAAGCUUAUUUGAGAUUGGACAGAGUUACUUCAAUGAGCUUCUAAAUGAAGCCUUAUCCAGCCAGGAGACACAUCGAUGA
Messenger RNA from Miscanthus lutarioriparius, 1401 nucleotides. The record is from the annotation of a GenBank genome assembly. NCBI's taxonomy places the organism in Eukaryota, Viridiplantae, Streptophyta, Magnoliopsida, Poales, Poaceae.